AUGACGCUCUUCGACUCCACGAGAACCCUGGGCGUCGCCGCGACGCAGAUCAGAGACCUCGACGCGAGCACGAUGUCGCAGAGCGUCCGCGGGAAGGGCGGGUCAACGAUACACGACGCGAACGUGGACAGCGACCUUUCGUCGACGCUCACGUCCGGCGCCAUCGCGACGACGACGGGGAGAGUGGACGAGUACCAGGCACGCCUGCACUCGGUGAUCGGCAGCGGGAAGUUCAGCACGGUGUGGAAGGGCGUCCACCUCCCGUCCGGUAAGACGGUCGCGGUGAAGAAGGUGCAGAUAUACGAGAUCAUGGACGCGAAGCAGCGGAGCGACUGCGUCAACGAGGUGAAGCUCUUGCAGUCGCUGUGUCACCCGAACGUGAUUCAGUACGCGGAUGCCUUCGUGGAGAACAACGAGCUGAUCAUCACGCUGGAUUACUGCGACUGCGGAGACUUAUCGAGCCUGAUCAAAGAGCGCGGGACCGCGGGGGUGCCGCUGUCGGAGGGGGACAUCUGGAGCAUAUUCUCACAGCUCGUAGGCGCGGUGACGCACAUGCACUCGCACCGGGUCAUGCACCGAGACAUCAAGCCGGGCAACGUGUUUCUCACCGCCGACGGCGUCGUCAAGCUCGGGGACUUGGGGCUCUCGAGGUACUUCAGCAGCAAGACCGCGGUCGCGAAGAGCAUGGUCGGGACGCCGUAUUACAUGUCCCCGGAGUGCAUCAGAGGGCAGCCGUACGAGUGGAGCAGCGACGUGUGGUCGUUGGGGUGCCUGCUGUACGAGUUGGCGGCGCUGCGGAAUCCGUUUUUCAGAGACGGGCUCAACUACUACACGCUCGGGAAGCUCAUCACGUCGUGCGAAUACGAUCCGCUGCCGGGGUGCUUCUCGGACGAGCUGAAGCAGCUCAUCGCGGCGAUGUUGCAGCAGGACCCGGGGAAGCGGCCGUCGCUGCGGGAUAUCGGCGUCUACGCGGAGCGGUGCCGGUUGCGGUGUCGCGAGAUCACCGAGAACGAGCCGCCGGGGAAGUGA
Micromonas pusilla CCMP1545 is the source of this 1029-nucleotide messenger RNA. RefSeq lists its product as uncharacterized. The record is from RefSeq and is a predicted model, not a curated record. Bases 1 to 1029 code for a protein of 342 amino acids. Gene Ontology annotation, molecular function: ATP binding; protein kinase activity. The transcript is spliced from 2 exons. Gene Ontology annotation, biological process: protein phosphorylation. NCBI's taxonomy places the organism in Eukaryota, Viridiplantae, Chlorophyta, Mamiellophyceae, Mamiellales, Mamiellaceae.